CCUUUUAACUUUUAAUGUUUCCCUCCACACUUCUGCCACGAGACAUCGCGAAAGAUAGAUAGGAAUAAAAGAUAACCAUCCAGUGCCGAAUCGGCUUUUUUGUUUUGUUUUGUUUGUUUAUUUGUUUGUUUAUUUAUUUUUUAGUAUUUGUUCGCCUUCUUUUUUUCUUCUUGUUUUUUUUUUUUUUGCUCUUCAGUUCAAAUCCCUGUGCGCGCCCGUGAGCGCGCAUGUAGACAUUCUGCGUGGAGACGUUUUGCGAAACUUUAAGGAUGAUAUACCUUGGAUGUUUCCUGUUGCUCUGCGGGCUCACGCGUGUCAUGGCUAGUUAUCCCAUCUGGUGGUCACUAGCAGUGGGCCACCAGUACUCAUCACUGGGUACUCAGCCUAUUCUGUGUGGCAGCAUCCCAGGUCUGGUGCCCAAACAGCUGCGUUUCUGCCGGAACUACGUGGAAAUCAUGCCCAGUGUGGCAGAAGGCGUUAAGAUUGGCAUCCAGGAGUGUCAGCACCAGUUCAGAGGCCGACGCUGGAACUGCACCACAGUCACUGACAACCUGGCUAUUUUUGGCCCUGUGUUAGAUAAAGCCACUCGAGAGUCAGCAUUUGUUCAUGCCAUUGCCUCAGCGGGAGUGGCAUUUGCAGUGACCCGUGCCUGCGCUGAUGGUUCAGCCACCAUCUGCGGGUGUGACACACGCCACAAGGGCCCCCCUGGUGAGGGAUGGAAAUGGGGCGGUUGUAGUGAGGAUGUGGAGUUUGGGAGCAUGGUGUCCCGGGAGUUUGCUGAUGCGAGAGAGAAUCGCCCUGAUGCACGCUCAGCGAUGAACCGCCAUAACAACGAGGCAGGAAGAAUGUCCCUCAAUGAGAACAUGUUCCUGAAAUGUAAGUGCCAUGGUCUUUCGGGGAGCUGUGAGGUCAAGACGUGCUGGUGGUCUCAGCCAGACUUCCGAGUCAUCGGUGACUACAUGAAGGAUAAGUAUGACAGCGCAUCUGAGAUGGUUGUGGAGAAACACAAGGAGUCCCGUGGAUGGGUGGAGACGCUGAGACCCAAGUACAACUACUUCAAACCCCCCACAGAGCGUGACCUGGUAUAUUAUGAAAGCUCGCCCAAUUUUUGUGACCCUAAUCCUGAGACUGGCUCCUUUGGCACUCGAGAUCGCAUCUGCAACCUGACAUCCCACGGCAUAGACGGGUGCGACCUUCUGUGCUGUGGGCGGGGUCACAAUACUCGGACUGAGAAGAGGAAGGAGAAGUGCCACUGUAUUUUUCACUGGUGCUGCUACGUGAGCUGUCAGGAGUGUGUGCGAGUCUAUGACGUCCACACCUGCAAAUGAUGUUUCGUCUUCUCACCCCUUUUUUAUUCACCAAAUUUGACACUCUUUAAUUGGCACAAGAGUAAUUAUACUAACUUUUCCACAAGCUAUAAGAGACUGUAAACAUGUCUGACCUGUCCGUGGACUCCAGCGGCAGACAUGAAGAGCCAAUCUCUGACUUUAUUAACUGGAACAGUUCAGUAGAUGCUGACAUCACAAAGCAUUUCACUCACAUGAACUGCGACGGUGGCAAUAAUGACAACAAUGUUGGUAUCUAUAGCAAUGGCAAAACAAUUUUUGUGUACUGACGUAGGAAAGGAGUCAGCUAAAUGACAAACACCAUAUUGGUGUUUUUUUUUGUUGUUUUUUUUUUUCUUUUCUGUGUGCCAAGUAGUUACUUUUGUUGAGAAUAGUGCAGCACUGCCAAUGCUUUCAUGUCUAAGGGGCAAACAAUGGAAAUGUAAUUUGUUAAAUAUGUUAAAAUAUCUCUUUGACCACAUUUAUGACAAAUUGACACAAUCACACACUCAACAGCAUGCAUCCACUUCCUCAACAUUAUUAGUAUGUACAUGUAGAGUCUAUUUGAAAACUAACAUUACCGAUGUCUGAGUGAGUAUUUGAUUUUUAGUCUUAAUAAGUUACUGAUCUUUGGGUAAGAAUGCACUUGCACCUGAGUGAAUGUAGUAUUGUGCUGUAUUGUGUUUACAUGUUCACAAAGUCUUAAGCUAACAAGUUAAUAUCUGCUUUAAAUGACUAACUUUAUCUGAGAGUAGACGUGAGCCACAUCCAGGGGUGUUGCAACAGGCAAAGCAGGCAACUGCAGAGCAGCUCAUUACUUGAGUUCACAGCAAUGACAGUAACAUCCCAUUUCCACUGGUUGAAGUACUAUUUAAUUCUGGGCUUAAACUGUUUUUUGAGCAGUAGGAAUGUGUUUAAUUGGCAUUCAUUCACGGGUCAAAUGACUCUAGAUUUGUAUCAGCUAUGGCUCCGGUCUGCAUUAGCAGGGGUAAGACCGGGUAAAUACGGUAAUUUCGUCUUUGUCAACUUCAUUUUUGGCAGCAAUGUGGAUUCCAGUGUAAUCUCCAACACAGUGCUAAGAUGUGCAAUCUUCUCCCAGCCGUUAGCAUAGCCCUUAAGGCCCUGGUAUACUUCACUGAAGUGCGUGUCACAUAUCGUGGACCCUGGUAUACUCGUGCAUCAGGGUCCUGCAGUAUCCCACUUCACCAUCGGGUGGCGGUACAAGUCUGGACGCAGGGAAUAGGACACGUUCCUACCAAAGAAGAAGAGAGCAAUGCUAGAGCUGCCUCGGACACAUCUGGUACGAGCGGCUCACAGCUGAAAGGCUUGUCGAGCAGGGGAGUCGAGCAGAAAAACUAUUUCUUCUGUUGUCGAAAUGGUUUUUCUGCUUGGUAGCGGGGCUUAAUACCCCGGCGGGGCGGAAAUUCAGUUUGCGCAAGCGCUGUCCACCCAACACGCUCUUUGCGGGCAGUUCCAAAAUCUGGGCUGCACACGCAACAUGCGCGUUGCCUGUUGAUGACGCAAUUUAGCUUUGGGUCAGCGUGCGUUGUGCACAGAAGUAUACCGUGGCCUAUAGCCAUGACCUUACUUUUUACAACUAGGAAAUGUGGUGAAUAUUCUUUAUGAAUCAUAUUUCAUAUUAUUAGCCCCUUAAAAUUGGUCACUUACCCUUAAGUUUGAACAGGUAAAUAAAAGAUACAAAAUAGCAAUGACUGUAACACUGUCACGCAUUGUUUUGCUGUUGUUUUUUUUUUUCGUCCAACUCAUUUGCUCAUUUGUGAUGUUUUUCGUGGGGUCACCUGGGUUAAGAAAAAUCACUGGUAUAACCCACUAAUUUCAGUGUGAAUGAGUCUGUAAUUGAUGAUGUACAGGAAGACUGCAACAGCGUCAUUGUCGGAAUACUCUGAACAAAGUCCCGUCCCAAUUGCUGUGGAAUUUCACAACGGCAAUAUUGAAUAUUGAAUAUGAAUCACACUUAUGCUUCUGUUAGUCAAAAAGAAAGAAAGAAAGAAAGCAAAACCAGACGAGGUUUUGCUUUCCAGACGAGGAUAAAAAAGAAAAAAAAAAUGAUUCAGAGUCUAUUCAAUGUAGGGCCCCCUGGUCCAUUAUGCCUGGGGCCUCCAAAGUCCCUUGGAACACCCCUGGUCACAUCCUUUGAACAUUAGCAGAAUAAGAAUAUACUGCCCACUGUCAGCACAUUUCAUAAUACACCUGGAAUUGCUGAAAGGUUUGUCUUGUAACAAUGCUUUGAAUGACCAAAGACAAGAAAAGAAAACCCCUGUGAGUCUGCUGUGGUCAGAGAGCUGUAAACGAAUCUUAAAGCUCAGCACUUGUGUCCUGUUGAGAAAUAUGAAGCAUGUUCUUGUUUUUAUCAGUAUUAGCAUUGUCUUGUGUGAGUGGGUGUGGGGGAAAAACUGUUAUUUAUGAAAAGGGAUAUUCCCACUUUUUGUUACAUUUCUGUGAAUAUAUUUGUUUAUUUUGAUAUUUGAUAAGAUAGAAGUAAAAGCCUGUGUUCCCUUAGGAGAAAAACGACAUGAAUAACAACUAAGCUGUAUCAUUUAAGCUCUGUAUAAUGCAGUAUAAUUUGCAAUGGCAGUGAAUUGAUGACCAAAAUCUGUGCAUUUGAUGAUUCUCAGUUGUGGCUUAUCAACUAAUCAACAAGCAGCAUCACUGAAACUAUCAACACUUCCCAAUUUUAAUGCUGCUAAGUAAAGAUUAUAUGUGUUUGUGUGUUUAGGUCUUUACAUACAAUAUGUCUAUUUCCGUUGUUUGUAUAUUCUUGCUUUUGUUGAUUCUUUCUGUGAAAGAAAAAUAUUAUAUAUAUAUAUAUGUAUAGUUUCGGAAAAAAAAUGUGAAGUCCUGACUAAUUUUUUUUUACAUUCAGUAAUCCCCAUUUAACCAAAUAGUCCAAAAUAGAGUUUGUGUUGUUGUAGUUGUCUGUGGAUUUUGUAGACAUGCCAAACAUCAGGGCAAAAAUAAUCCACGUUUCUUUCCCCAGGGUGAAAUACUACACUGUGUUUAUUUAUUUGGAAAGUGAACAACUACUGAAAGCUGAGAUGAAACCAUGUCAUGUUUAUUAAAUAAAAAAAAAGAGGAAAAAAGUUGGUGUAUUAUGUAACUGAUACUGUGGAAAGAUGUGUCAAGUCACUGAUGAAUUCUUGUUGUAAAGCCAUGUCUCAGGCAUGUGUUAUUUUCAGGCUCUAAUCAAAAUUGCCCACCCAUGAUUACUUUACAUCAUGACUGAAAAUAUUAAUGAACAGUCAUAACCAGUUUCUCAUGUAAGUCAUGUUCAAUAAACUACACAGCAACCACUAUCA
Molecule: messenger RNA, 4642 nt
Organism: Solea senegalensis (Senegalese sole)
Lineage: Eukaryota; Metazoa; Chordata; Actinopteri; Pleuronectiformes; Soleidae
Gene: wnt3a
Product: wingless-type MMTV integration site family, member 3A
Exons: 4
Coding region: 270-1328 (352 amino acids)
Biological process (GO): multicellular organism development; canonical Wnt signaling pathway; cell fate commitment
Cellular component (GO): extracellular region
Molecular function (GO): frizzled binding; cytokine activity
Source: RefSeq, a predicted model, not a curated record